AUGGCGUCCUCAGUUGUGGCGUUCCUUGAGGCAGAAGCGGCGGAAACAAGGCCGCCGAAGCGGCUGCCAAAGGGCCUCCCUAGCCGAAGCGCAGCAGAGGCUUUACCGGAUACUGGAGGCUGUGUUGGUACACCAUCGGGGGGAACUUUUGUAGCGUAUAGCGAUGGUGCUGGCACAGAGGGCGAUGCCCCCACGCAUUCGCCACGCGACACCCCGUGUCAGCCAGGGAGGCGGCGUGCAGAGGCCUCCUUCCAGGACGGCUCUGUGUCUGUUGGACAGCCCGUUGCGAAGGCUAAGGCUUCUAGAAAGGUGUACCGCAACUUGAGCACAGGAGAGGAGGGCAACCCUUUCGCAGCGGCUCCAGCAGGGGAAGCUACGGGCGUCAUGCAGCACUCCGCGGCGCAUUUAUCCCACAAUCCUCGCAAGAAGCAGCGGCGCAUGCGGGAGGAAGAGGCAGUUCUUGGAAGCAGCUCGCCUGCCCCGUCAAGAUCAAGGCCGCAUGCAGGCACACUCCCCUCUGGUGCUCUGCUGUCAAAAAGGCAGCGUCUCAGCAGCAGCGAACCCGCAACAGGGGGGAAAGGAAUUUCUUUUUCCCACCCAGACGCUUCGAUGAAACGCAGAGAACCGCGUUCUUCUCGCACGUCUGGGGGAGAAACGGACGGGGGGGCGGCGCCCCAAGCUUCGCCUCGCUCGAGGGCCCCCUGCGACUUCCUCGCGAGCGCACGAGAACGUCUGCCCGUGUGGCGAUAUCGCAGCGAACUGCUGAAGAAGAUGGAAAAGCACCAGGUGAUCCUCGUUGUUGGCGAGACAGGAUCUGGGAAGACAACGCAAGUGCCGCAACUGCUGCUGCAAGCCAGGCUGGGAUUGCCCUCCGCCAGCUGGAUAGGCGUCUCUCAGCCUCGCCGUGUAGCGGCAGUCUCGCUGGCUCGUCGAGUAUCACGGGAGUUGGGUGAAGCGGAGGUGGGGGGCCUUGUCGGCUAUUCUGUGCGCUUCGAGACAGUGAUGAGCAAGCGAACACGCAUCCGCUUCUUGACGGACGGGAUGCUCGUUCGAGAGGCUUUAUUAGACUCCCAGCUGAGGCGUUUCUCGGCGUUGGUUCUUGAUGAAGUGCACGAGCGAUCCAUGCAGACGGACUUUCUGCUAGGGCUUGCAAAGACCCUCGCCAUGCAGCGGCCAGAGCUGAAAAUUGUUCUGAUGAGUGCUACCCUGCAAGUCGACCGCUUGAUUCAGUUUUUCCCUUCUGCAGCCGUCAUUUCGAUCCCAGGAGCCACCUUCCCCCUCAAAGUGCUGUACACUCCAGAACCGCAGGAAGACUUCCUCGAGGCGGCCAUGCUCUCUGUGCUGCAGAUCCACCUGGGAGAGGCUGGAGAAGGAGACAUCCUCGUGUUUUUGCCGGGGCAAGAAGAAAUCGAGACGUUGAGUGCAAUGUUGCGCGCGAAGAUGCAGCUGCUCGAGGCGUAUGUCAUGAAGUACCGCCAGGAGUUCGGUGAAGAAGCAGAGUUCUCCGUUCGCCUCGGGGAUGUAGUGUACAGACACCGCAAAAUGCAGCGCCUUUUUGUGUGUGCAAUCUACGCGGCACUGCCAUUCGACCAGCAGCAGCAAGUCCUCCAACCUGCGCCUCCCCAGUACGCGCGCAAGGCUGUCCUCGCAACAAAUAUUGCGGAGACUUCCUUGACUGUCAGCGGCAUCCGCUUCGUGGUGGAUAGCGGCCUUCGGAAGGCUAAAGCGCGAGACUACAGGACGCACUCUGAGGCACUACGGCUGCAGGAAAUCUCACAAGACUCUGCAACACAGAGAGGCGGAAGGGCAGGCCGUGAGGCACCAGGAACUGUCUACCGGCUAUACACUGAGGACUGCUUCCACAUGAUGCACGCCCAUAGGACUCCCGAAAUUCUGUGCUGCGAUCUCUCACAACUUUUUCUGCAACUCAAAGUUCUGGGUGUUGAAAAUCCCCUGGAGUUUCCCUUUCUGGAUGCGCCUCCUCGCGAAGCAUUUUAUUCAGCUGGCCGUCACCUCUACCGUCUCGAAGCGAUCGACAGCCAAGGCGCUAUCACCUCCCUGGGGAGACAGAUGGCAGCUCUCCCGUUACCGCCACAGCUGGGUGCCUUGUUGUUAGCUGCUGUGUCUCUUGAGUGCGAGAACUCAGCACUCACACUGGCAGCCAUGCUAUCCGCUGAGAACGUCUGGUCUGCGUCUCUUAACUUGCCUCGUGGCGCAGCGGCAGCUCUUGAGCGAGCAAGGAAGCGGUUUACGGAUCCUCUGAGCGAUCAUCUUACCCUCGUGGGGGCGUACAAUCAGUGGCUUCAAGCAGACGAUCCCCGAAGUUUCUGCAGAGAGGCAGGAUUGCAACACGCUGCGCUGCUGAGAGCGCAUGCUAUCAGGCAGCAACUGCAGGACUGCAUGGUGGCGUUAGGCAUCAGCAAGCCUUCUCACCUCCACGAUGCAUCGGGAGAGGCCUUCCUGGCCUCUUCUGAGGAGCCACAAAGAACGCAAAAGGAUGCCCUCAAUCUGAGGCGGUGCCUCGCGAAGAGUUAUUGGCAACAGGCAGCACAUCUGCAGCCAGAGAGCCGCCAGUUUGUUACUGCGGUGCACCGCCAGACAGCCAAGAUACACCCUACAAGUGUUCUGUGCAAUGCCCCGAACCCCCCACAGUGGGUGGUCUACACGGAGCUCAUACACACCUCUAAGGCGUACAUGCGCUGUGUCACCGCCAUAGAACCUGCGUGGCUGCGGGAACUGGCCCCUAAGUGGUUUACGAGUCUGGGCUCUUAG
This is a messenger RNA of Cyclospora cayetanensis, 2772 nucleotides long. RefSeq names its product probable pre-mRNA-splicing factor ATP-dependent RNA helicase prp43. Bases 1 to 2772 code for a protein of 923 amino acids. The transcript is spliced from 11 exons. The record is from RefSeq and is a predicted model, not a curated record. NCBI's taxonomy places the organism in Eukaryota, Apicomplexa, Conoidasida, Eucoccidiorida, Eimeriidae. Gene Ontology annotation, molecular function: RNA binding; ATP binding. Gene Ontology annotation, cellular component: intracellular anatomical structure.